This is a messenger RNA of Arachis ipaensis, 369 nucleotides long. The record is from RefSeq and is a predicted model, not a curated record. Lineage: Eukaryota; Viridiplantae; Streptophyta; Magnoliopsida; Fabales; Fabaceae.
AUGGUUCAAUGGGCUAUAGAGCUAUCUGAGUUUGACCUCAGGUAUGAGACUCGGACAGCAAUUAAAGCUCAAUGCCUCACCGACUUCGUAGCAGAAUAUGCAAGAGAACCAGAAGAUGUCUCCACAGCAUGGGAGCUAUACGUGGAUGGUUCUUCAAACAAAAUCAGAAGCGGUGCAGGCAUAAUACUAGUCAACCAAGAGGGAACCCAAAUAGAGGUCUCCCUUAAAUUUGAAUUCCCGGUUUCCAACAAUCAAGCAGAAUAUGAAGCCUUGAUUGCCGGGUUGAAGCUAGCAGAAGAAGUCGGUGCAUCCAAAGUAGUGGUCUUCAGCGACUCUCAGGUGGUGACCUCUCAAAUCAACAGAGAGUAA